This is a messenger RNA of Penicillium brevicompactum, 1824 nucleotides long. RefSeq lists its product as uncharacterized. The coding region runs from base 1 to 1824 and encodes 607 amino acids. The transcript has 4 exons. The record is from RefSeq and is a predicted model, not a curated record. Lineage: Eukaryota; Fungi; Ascomycota; Eurotiomycetes; Eurotiales; Aspergillaceae.
AUGGGCGCGGAAACCCCUGUCCCCGAGCGCGCUUCCAAGCUGGAUACAGUCGCCGAGGAGUCCAGCACAUAUCCAUCCCAUCCGAUCCCUCAGCUCCAAGGCCCCUUUGAAGAGUCAAUAGUCGAGACCGACGAUCCCGAAAAUGACAGAGUCGUGACCAUUGACGCGCAGACUCGACGGCGCGACUUGUUAGAAAAUGACCAAUACGAGCGCCUCUGUGGGAGGAGAUGGCGCCAAAGGGAAUCUGAAAAGUAUCAUCCAUUUUGGAAAUUGAUCUCUCAGAUGAUCUUCGGAGUGCAUCUGCUAGCGAAAGGUCUCGCAAGGUCUGAGACUUCGGUGAUGAAGAUUCUCCAGAAUCAUGUCAAUGAAUUAGAUGGCUUUUUGGAGCGGACGACGGAGGAUCUGUUGAUCGUGCGACUGGAUGUUCGCACGCGCAUCCAAUACCUGAGUCUGCCGCUGGGUAAUCUGGAGGUCUUUGACGAGAUGCUGGUAGAUCGGAGCUUCCGUCUGUCCAUCGUUGCCUAUAAUGAUCAGAUCGAGCACUCCAUUGAUCGGUUUACCCUGGCGAUCACGGACGCCCUCAAGGAUCUGCAAAAGGCCAAGGAGGCGAUGGGAGCUUUGUGGUUCUUUUUCAAGGAAUUGAGUAACGGGGGUUGUUUUGCUUCAGACAGCCUCAAGGCCUUUUACCAGGCCAUGAUGGAUAAUAUGGAAGGCUGGAUCGUGGCUAUUUCCAAGCUCCGACGACAGGGCACUGCUCUGCAGAAGGCUCUAAGCCAACUUGGGUUGGCGACUACGGAAAUGCAGCGACGUGUUGGGGUUGCGAGUAGAAAGGAUGUGCGAUCAUUCAUCAAACAAAGCAACAAGAUUGCCAGUCGAAACAAGUCCAUCAAACAAAAGCUGUUCGAGAGGAGAUCAUCGACUAUCCCAGAGAAGCCUCUACCACGCGAUCCACUCUCCCGGCCAAAGAGGACCCCUACGACGUCCAAGCCAGAGAACCCUCCAGCUACAUCUAAAGAUCAAGCAGAAACACCCAACCCAGCUACUCCUGAUGCUCGAAAAAUCCUCAACCGAGCCAAAUCAUGCAGUGCUCUGAUGCCAGAAGCCACUGCAGACCAAAAGCCACCACCUCUCCCAUCAACCUCUGGCAAACUCAAGCGAAGGUUAUCCAGACCAUUCCUCAAACGAGCCACCAGCGAGAAGCUCGACCUCCAAGAACGACCCAAAACAGCACCCCAACCACUCCGACCCUCACGCAGCAUCUCAAUCGAACAACUCCGAGCAUUUUGCACAACCCCCCGCCCACGCACCAGACAAUCAAUGGUGAAAUCACCCACACAAGCCCGACAAGAGACCCACGACCAGCUCAACGGCCUCGACACGAUGAAAGACCAGAUCUCCCAAUUCCUCAAGACCGACCGCGUCGUCGAGGCUUGGGAUAGCGUAUCCCGUAGUGCGACCUGCUGCGCACGCCCCAUCAAGACGAAAGAGUGGCCCAGUAGCAUCUUCCGCACGAAAUCAUCAACGACGCUGGAGAAGGAGGGUCCCGGGUCCGGGGAGGGCCAGGAUUUGGAGAGACAGAUGUCGUGGGUGCAGGAAACCUUUGACGUGCUGCCGACGCAUUCCUUUAAGGUGAAGCCGGAAAUGUCGCCGCGCAUCCAUGUUCUCUCGGUGCAGAUGACGCUGGAUGAAGAGGUGGGUGAGCGGGAGGCGAGUUUGGAUCUUAGGAGCGAUGGGUCUAUUACGGCGUUGCCGGCUGUGCCGCCACCUCCAAUUCCUCCGAUUGCAUUGGAGCACCGAUCUACACUGAUCGACUGUGAGGGUUGA